Messenger RNA from Postia placenta MAD-698-R-SB12, 249 nucleotides. RefSeq lists its product as hypothetical. The coding region runs from base 1 to 249 and encodes 82 amino acids. NCBI's taxonomy places the organism in Eukaryota, Fungi, Basidiomycota, Agaricomycetes, Polyporales, Adustoporiaceae. The transcript has a single exon. The record is from RefSeq and is a predicted model, not a curated record.
AUGGUAUCCACCUUCGGGUGGGCGGAGAUCCUGGCUGAAGCCCUUGCUGAUCGCGAGCAAGGGCGGCCCCACUCGCGGGCCAAUGCCCGCCUCCUCGCGCACACGUUUGAGCGCGUCUUCCGGUGGCGGCGAUUUCACCAAGCCCGUGGCCAGGUUCCGGAAUUCACCUCUUCUCAGAGCACGGACUUCGCGGAUCUUACUGCAUGGUGCGAUGUGGAAGCGCGCACCGAGAAUCUCCUCAUUCUGUGA